Messenger RNA from Rotaria sp. Silwood2, 936 nucleotides. Lineage: Eukaryota; Metazoa; Rotifera; Eurotatoria; Philodinida; Philodinidae. The record is from the annotation of a GenBank genome assembly.
AUGGAUGAUCGAUUGAUUAAUGUUCUAUUACUUGGUUCAGCAUUUAUGGUUUUAUUUACUGCAUUUCAAGCAACUGGCAUGAUAUCGCAAAGUGUGCUGGAAGGAGUCAAAAAUGAAACUACUCAUGGUAGUAGAUUUCAUGGAAGUGGUUAUAUCAGCUCGGCUAUUCUAUAUGCAUGUUUUGCUAUAACAAAUAUAUUUGCUCCUACUAUUGUAUCAAUGCUUCGACCAGCUGUUGCAAUGUUUCUCGGUGGAAUAACUUAUUUUCUCUAUGUUCUUUCAUUUAUUUAUCCAAUGACUUGGUCAUAUUAUGUUGUAUCAAUUUUAGUUGGUAUAGGUGCUGCUGUUCUUUGGGCAGCACAAGGAGUUUAUUUAACAAAUAAUUCUAAUGAUUUAACAACAAGUCGUAAUUCGGGUAUUUUUUGGGCUUUAUUUCAAGUUAGUCUUUUAGCUGGUAAUGUUUAUAUUUAUAUAUCAUUAAAAACUGAAAUGAUUGAUAGUGCAACACGUAUACCAUUAUUUGUGGUUUUUUCAGUUGUAUCAGCUGUUGGUUUAGUUUUAUUUGCACUUAUUAUAUGGCGUUCAUAUGUUGAAAAAAAUCGUGAUACUUUAAUUCGUAAUGUUGAAGAAAAACGAAAUACUUUAGUAGAUAUUGUUCAAACAUUAAAAAUAGCUGUUAAAUUAUUAAAAACACGUAAUAUGCUUUUAUUACUUAUACCGUUUGCGUAUUCGGGCUUUUCUACAACAUUUUUUCAAGGAGUUUAUGCAACAUGUAUUGGACAUUAUGUUAAAUAUGGAGAUACUCGAAAACGAUUAAUUGGUUUGCAUGGUAUUCUUGUUGGAUGUGGUGAAAUUUUAGGUAAAAAUAAUUGUAAAAAUAAAGAACGAAUGACGAAAUUAUACUUUAUAUUAAUAUGGCGUAAGCGUCGAGUAUAA